Molecule: messenger RNA, 3612 nt
Organism: Exaiptasia diaphana
Lineage: Eukaryota; Metazoa; Cnidaria; Anthozoa; Actiniaria; Aiptasiidae
Product: MAM and LDL-receptor class A domain-containing protein 1-like
Exons: 18
Coding region: 1-3612 (1203 amino acids)
Biological process (GO): proteolysis
Cellular component (GO): membrane
Molecular function (GO): serine-type endopeptidase activity
Source: RefSeq, a predicted model, not a curated record
AUGUGUAUACAAAAUCUUCUCUUUCCUUGUUCACUGCUUGUUGCAKGACAAUUGGAGGAAUGUGAUGAAAUAUGCUUUUCUCAUCAAAUAUACAUAACAGUCCAAACCAGCUGUASCUAYACSRCCAYMAAYAAGUWYAGUGGCMGGUUUACGUCACCUAACUACCCUUCAUACUACAAAAACCGAGAAAACUGCUACUGGUURCUKACYUCCAAUGGAAGAAUUUCUAUAUCAUUCGAAAGUUUYUACACUGAGAGUUGYUGUGAYAARGUUUAUGUUUACGAUGGUGGUUCGAGCUCGUCCAGAUUACUUGGUCAAUACAGUGGUUACAGUCUUCCUCCAAAACUGACCAGCUCAUCCAAACAGUUGUACGUGAGAUUUAUCUCUGAUGGCUCGGUGACGUAUCGUGGGUUUUCGGCUAAAUAUGGACCGGCAGGACAAGCAUCGGGCUACUACAUUUUUAUUAACACCCCAUCAAAUAGAAGGUUUGGCGACACAGCCAGAUUUGUCAGCAAGUCUCUUCCUGCUACAAGCGGUACCUGCCUUUCAUUUUGGUACCACAUGUAUGGUAGUGACAUCAAUGCCUUGAAUGUGAUUUUGAAAUCAAGUCUUAGAAAUACCACCGUCUGGUCCAGGAAGGGMGAGAGUGGUAAUAGAUGGUUAGAAGGAAAAUUUACUAUCAACACCACUAAUACUCAUCAGAUCGUAUUUGAAGGAGUCGUUGGUAGUGGAAUUGAAGGUCAUAUCGCACUUGACGAUAUAUCGCUGAAUAGAGGAGAUUGCAAUAUUUCAAGUUCCUGUCGAGAUCAGAUCUGCUACAACGACGGUAAUCCAUACUGUUUGAACAACACGGGCUACUGUUACUGCUCGAGUGAUACAUACGGAGACAAGUGUCAAUUCGGAGAGCUCAGGUUGUCAGCGAGAAAACCCGUUCAAAAGACACUUGGUGUUGCGUUUCUGUUGAUUCAUGAACACUACCGAUUUGAUACUCUUAUAAACGAUGUAGCACUUUUAUUACUUAACGAAACAGUAAACAUCACCAGUAAAAUCAGACCUAUCAAACUUCCUCGUCAGGGAAACAGAAUCGACGCAGGCAAAACGUGUUACAUUACAGGUUGGGGGAGUUUCAAUAAAUACAGAAGUCAUCCUAAAAUUCUUCUAGAAGCUCCUCUAAAGAUCGGAAAUGACAGUAUUUGUGGAAAGGAAAGGGGCGUGAAAUUGACCUAUGAUAUUGCUACCAUGGUUUGCGCUGGAUCAGAUAAAAAGGUAGGAUGUUAUGGUGACCCCGGUGGACCUUUAUCCUGUUAUGAAGGGGGGCAGUGGAUCCUUCGUGGUGUGACAAGUUGGAGAGGGGCUCUAUGUCCCAAUUUGAAAUACAUGGUGUUUGUACGUGUGAGCAGUUUUAAAAGGUGGAUUUCCAGAGUUCAACAGCUAAAAGGAAAUCUGAACUGCACCUUUGACGAAACCAAAAACUCUCUAUGUCAACCCUUAUGGCAUCAAGAUAAAUAUAAUGAUAAUCAUGACUGGAGUCGCAAACGAGGACCAUCAGGGAUUCACAGUCCUUCGGCAAAUGAUACAAAGGAUUCCAAUUUGGGAUACUAUUUGUACAUCGCGGGGUUCGCUGUGAAGACCGAAGCAAACAGAUUGAAAAGCACAUUCCUUAAUAUCACAGAUGGAUGUCUUUCAUUCUGGUAUCAAAUGCAUGGCAGGGAUACUGGUAGCUUAAGCGUUCUCUUAGAAAACCGUCAAGGGCACCUCAAGAAUAUUUGGUCUAGAAAAGGACCAAGUGGAAAUAGAUGGCUGGAAGGAAAAGUCAGUCUGAGAAAUCCGGGGAUUACUUCGAUUAUAUUUGAGGGGAUUCGUGGCGGUGGAAGGGAAUGCUUCAUCGCAAUGGACGAUAUUGUUCUUACCAAAGGAUUGUGUUCUAUUUCACAAUCCUGUCGUGAUCAGACCUGUUACAACAACGGAAACGCAUACUGUUUGAACAACACAGGAUACUGUUACUGUCACAGUGGUUCUUCUGGAAAAAAUUGUGAAUUCUUAUCAUACAACUGUAGCUUUGACGGAGGGUUAUGUCCUUGGUGGGAUCAGGACACUACAGAUGAUAUUGACUGGUAUCGUUAUCAAGCCCCCAGUGGAGGAGGAAAUGGUCCUUUCAGAGAUCACACCAAAGGAUCAGGAUCCUACUACUUCCUUCUKCCUAUCUACACACGACUUGGCGAUAGAGCUCGCUUGAUAAGCAAGAUCCUCCCUGCCACAAAGCAUUCAUGUUUUACAUUUUGGUAUCAUAUGUAUGGGAGAAAUAUAAAUACCUUGAACAUCCUGAUGAACAAAUCUGGUCAGCAUACUGUUGUUUGGUCUAGAAAAAUACAGAGUGGCCUUAAUCGAUGGCUUGAAGGAAAAGUCACCUUGAAAAGUGACGGACAAUUUCAGAUAAUAAUCGAGGGUAUUGCUAGCAAGAGUGUAUUUAGUCGAGAAGAAAUUGCUAUCGAUGACGUCUCUAUUGCCAAUGAGACCUGCAGCAUUUCAAAAUCCUGUCGAGAUCAGCAUUGCUAUAACGAUGGUCAUGUAUACUGCUUGAACAACACGGGACAUUGCUACUGUCCUGAUGAUUCUAUUGGUCAGCAAUGUGAAAGGUACAGAUGUAACUUCAAUCAAGAUGCGUGUUGGUCUUUAUGGUACCAAGACUGGACUGACGUCUUUGAUUGGACGAGAAACGUGGGUCCAACACCUGUUUCAAAUACKGGUCCAUCAACAGACCACAUUAGCAAAGACACAGUCAAAAUUUCAAAUCAAACAUAUAUAGCAGUCUAUGCCAGCUGUAAAUACACCGCCAUUAACAAGUACAGUGGCCGGUUUACGUCACCUAACUACCCUGAACAUUAUGGCAACCGAGACAGCUGCAAUUGGCUACUGACUUCCAAUGGAAGAAUUUCUAUAUCAUUUGAAAGUUUUAACACUGAAUGGCGCACAGAUUACGUUUUCGUUUACGAUGGUGGUUCGAGCUCGUCCAGAUUAAUUGGUCAAUACAGUGGUACCAAAAUUCCACCAAAACUGACCAGCUCAUUCAAUCAGUUGUACGUUACAUUUAUUCCACGUUACUACUUCACAAGGACUGGGUUUUCGGCUAAAUACGGACCUGCACUAUACAUACAGGGUCCAGGCUACUACAUGUACCUGAAAACUGACUCGAAUACAAGAUUUGGCGACACAGCCCGCUUUGUCAGCAAGCCUCUUCCUGCUACAAACUUGACAUGUCUUUCAUUUUGGUACCAUAUGUAUGGUARUGACAUCAAUGCCUUGAAUGUUAUUUUGAAAUCARGUCUUAGAAAUAUCACCGUCUGGUCCAGGAAGGGAGAGAGUGGUAAUAGAUGGUUAGAAGGAAAUGUCGCCAUCAGUACAAAUGACACUUUUCAGAUCGCAUUUGAAGGUGUCGCUGGUAGUGGAAUUAAAGGUCASAUCGCAUUUGACGAUAUAUCAUUGGAUAAAGGAGCCUGCAAUAUUUCUGGUAGGUUGUAUCUCAGACAAUUUUGCUCCGUUGUUAUUUUUUUCCUAGGGCUACGCAAAAUGCUCUGGCUAACGACCAUGAAGGUAAAGGGCAAAUUAUAUUGA